UAUGUCAGUCAUGGCCGGUGCCUUGCGCAGUGACGUUGUGCAGCUCAGUUGAGCGGAGAGGCCCUGGAAGCCGCGUCAUCACCGCGGUCAGGAGGAUGAGGAGGGAACGAAACCAGAGGCGCGCCAGACGGAGGAGCUUCUGGGCCGCGUGAGGAGUGUGCUCAAUAAACUCACGCCGGAGAUGUUCCACCGGGUUAUGAAGAAGCUGAGGCAGAUCUCAAUCCACUCUGAGCUUCAUCUUAGGGCCGUGGUUGAGAUGGUGACCGAGAGAGCCAUCGCAGAGCCAAAGUUCAGUAAGGUCUAUGCCGACCUGUGCUGCUGCAUGAAGGGUUUGAAAGUCCCCAUGGCAGAGAAACGAGGCACAACAUUGAAUUUCCAGAAACUUCUGCUAAACUGCUGCAAGAUGGAGUUUGAGAGGGCUGUGGAGCAGGUGGAGGAGAGGCAAAUCGAGGACCGACAAAGGCAUCUAGAGGAGGGACUUGAAAAAACUUGUGUAGAGGUCCAACAGCGGUCGCUGGGCAUCUUCAAGUUCAUCGGUGAGCUGUUCAAACUGAAGAUGGUGUCAGAGGGUAUCAUUCACGACUGCAUCGUCCGGCUCCUGAAAAAGAGCAAAUCACUGCGACUAAAGAGCACAUCGACUGGCCACUUCAACCCUCUCUGGUCCCUCUGUGUGCUGCUCUGCACCACCGGCAAGGACCUGGACUUUGAGAGGGCCAAGCCUCGUAUGGAUCAGUAUUUCAACCAGAUGAAGAAUCCUCCAACAGGAUUCAUUUCAUGCUGCAGAAUGUGGUUGAUCUGAGAGAGUCAAACUUUAUUCUCAGACACAGUGAUCCCGGUCCACAAACCAUCAAACAGAUCCGUAAGCAGGCGAUGGAAGAGAACUGCCAGGCAACACAACAAGACCAGCCUGGAACACAGGAUUCAAUCACUGUGUUGGAGGGAGAGGAUGACUGUGCAGGCCCAGUCGCCAAACCCAGUGACUCUG
This is a messenger RNA of Alosa sapidissima (American shad), 985 nucleotides long. Its product is annotated as eukaryotic translation initiation factor 4 gamma 3-like. The transcript is spliced from 6 exons. Lineage: Eukaryota; Metazoa; Chordata; Actinopteri; Clupeiformes; Clupeidae. The record is from RefSeq and is a predicted model, not a curated record. Gene Ontology annotation, molecular function: protein binding; mRNA binding; translation initiation factor activity. Bases 182 to 799 code for a protein of 205 amino acids. Gene Ontology annotation, cellular component: eukaryotic translation initiation factor 4F complex.